AUGCACCAACUGCACCAAAUGCUUGUCCAAUGCCAAGCCUUGGGCCAGUCUUUUCCACUUCAAGCCUCGGGCCCGAUAAGCUUGCGAUAACACUGAUAACGCCGUAAGCCGAUUCUGGCGGCGAGGCGGCCUGAGUAAUCCCCCACUUCCAUGAAUAAUCUCAACCUUCUCCGGAGCAAAACGACCGUCACUUCUCUUCAUGUUUGCAAUUACUGCAAGAAAUCUUAGUGUUUACACAUCAGGACGGUCUGGGAUGGUACCAUACAUAAACAACUGUUGAUCGGCUCAGCAUUCACCAGCAUUAUGGCUGCCUUUGUGAAGAGAUCCGCGAAGCUUGCCCCUCACUUACGAUCAGCUACACAGCUUUCACGGAGAGAAAUUGCCUCUGCAACAUCUGCAAUUCAAGAAUAUCCUCGCCAUAAUCUUCCUCCAGAACCACUUGUCCAACCGAGGAGAGAGGCAAUCAAGAAUGCUAAACCCUUUUCCGCGUUCCUCACAGACACCUUCCAGCGUCAACAUGACUACCUCCGCAUCUCCAUAACAGAGAAAUGCAAUUUGCGAUGUCUUUACUGCAUGCCAGAAGAAGGAGUCCCUCAAUCGCCACCUCCGAACCUCCUCACAACGCCCGAAAUCUUUCUACUAUCCUCUACCUUCGUCUCUCAAGGCGUCACCAAAAUACGACUGACUGGUGGUGAACCUACUGUACGAAAAGACAUUCUUCCUCUGAUGCACCAAAUCGGUUCACUCCGAUCACAAGGACUCAAAGAGCUCUGUUUGACCACCAAUGGCAUUGCCCUCCACCGGAGGCUGGAUAGCAUGGUCGAGGCAGGACUUACAGGCGUGAAUCUUAGUCUCGAUACUCUCGACCCUUGGCAGUUCCAGAUCAUGACGCGGCGGAAAGGCUUCGAAGCGGUGAUGAAGAGCAUAAAUCGGAUACUAGAAAUGAACAAACUAGGGGCGAGCAUCAAGCUGAAAAUCAAUUGCGUGGUAAUGCGGGGUAUGAACGAGAGGGAGAUAAUACCAUUUGUGGAGAUGGGACGAGAACAAGACCUAGAAGUGAGGUUCAUUGAAUACAUGCCGUUCGAUGGUAACAAAUGGAGCCAAGGGAAGAUGCUCAGCUUUCAAGAAAUGCUGGAUAUGAUCAGAGAAAAGUACCCAGGUUUGCGGAAGGUCCUGGAUCACAAGAACGAUACAAGCAAGACAUACGAAAUACCUGGGUUUGCUGGAAGGAUAGGGUUCAUUACAAGCAUGACACAUAACUUCUGUGGAAGCUGCAACAGGCUUCGAAUCACGAGCGAUGGCAACUUGAAGGUCUGCCUCUUCGGCAAUGAUGAAGUCUCGCUUCGAGACAUGAUCCGGAAAUCCAACAACGGGAAUCCAAUCGACGAAGAGGUAUUCGAAGCCAUGAAACAGAUCGAAAUGGACAGACGACAAGGUUUACCAGCAUCUGGAAGUUCAUUGGGUGGUACAGAGACCGAGCGAGAACUGUUAAACAUCAUUGGCAUUGCGGUGAAGGGCAAGAAGGAAAAGCAUGCUGGGAUGGGAGAACUGGAGAAUAUGAAGAAUAGGCCAAUGAUCUUGAUAGGUGGGUAGGUCUUCCAUCUUCUUGAUAUUGGGUCUUCCAAGUUACGAUUGGGCUUUUGCAUUGGCGGCGUGCUUUCGGUGUAUACCCAGCAAUGAUGUAUGUAGGUCAUGAUAUCACGAGAAUAAUGUAUUCACAUGAACCAUGA
Messenger RNA from Cadophora gregata, 1730 nucleotides. RefSeq lists its product as uncharacterized. The record is from RefSeq and is a predicted model, not a curated record. NCBI's taxonomy places the organism in Eukaryota, Fungi, Ascomycota, Leotiomycetes, Helotiales, Ploettnerulaceae. Gene Ontology annotation, biological process: Mo-molybdopterin cofactor biosynthetic process. Bases 304 to 1593 code for a protein of 429 amino acids. Gene Ontology annotation, molecular function: cyclic pyranopterin monophosphate synthase activity; 4 iron, 4 sulfur cluster binding; GTP 3',8'-cyclase activity. The transcript has a single exon.